GCGCGCGGGAGCGGCGGGAGCGCGGCGGCCGCGCGGGGCGUGCUGCGGCCCGCGGUGAGGGAGUGCUGCGGCCCGCGGAGCUGUGCGCGUCCGCCGGCGAGGGACCGCGGCCCGGCAGAUCAGGACCAGAUGAGCAGAGGGAGGUUUCUGUGAAGAUCACAGUCGCCCCAGCCCUGCCCCGGGAAGUGGCCGCGCCUCUGGCUGUCACCACUGUGGGCCUGCAAGAGACACAAGAGAAGGAAAAUGUCCCACGCUUUAAAGCAAGUGUUCAAUAAAGACAAAACCUUCCGGCCGAAGCGCAAGUUCGAGCCGGGCACUCAGCGGUUUGAGCUGCACAAGAAGGCCCAGGCCUCGCUCAAUGCCGGCCUGGACUUGAAGGUGGCCGUGCAGCUGCCGCCGGGCGAGGAGCAGAACGACUGGGUGGCCGUGCACGUCGUGGACUUCUUCAACCGCAUCAACCUCAUCUACGGCACCAUCAGUGACUAUUGCACGGAGCAGUCCUGCCCCGUCAUGUCGGGGGGCCCCAAGUACGAGUACCGGUGGCAGGACGAGCACAAGUACCGCAAACCCACGGCCCUGUCCGCGCCCCAGUACAUGAACCUGCUCAUGGACUGGAUCGAGGUGCAGAUCAACAACGAGGACAUCUUCCCCACCAACGUCGGUACUCCCUUCCCCAAGAACUUCCUGCCAGUGGUGAAGAAGAUUCUCUCCAGGCUCUUCCGAGUGUUUGUCCACGUCUACAUCCACCACUUCGACAGGAUCACCCAGAUGGGCUCGGAGGCCCACGUGAACACCUGCUACAAGCACUUUUACUACUUUGUGAAAGAGUUCAAUCUCAUAGACACCAAGGAGCUGGAGCCCCUGAAGGAAAUGACAUCCCGGAUGUGCCACUGAGCUCAGACCUUCCUGCUCCCACCUCGGCACCUCUUCUGAGGACUCCGGGCCCCAAUCUCAUAUUGGAGACGUGAUUCAAGGGGAGAACAGAGACGUUUUGUUUAAGAAAUUAUAUAUUUUUAAUGAGUUUCAAUGUAAAACUGUGAUACUGCAGGAAUAUUUUUUUAAAGAUGCUCUAGAUUAACUAAUUUUUUAUAGUAAUUUCUAUAAAAAAGAAAGAAAAUA
Messenger RNA from Parus major (Great Tit), 1119 nucleotides. RefSeq names its product MOB kinase activator 3A (gene MOB3A). Gene Ontology annotation, molecular function: protein kinase activator activity. The record is from RefSeq and is a predicted model, not a curated record. The coding region runs from base 244 to 894 and encodes 216 amino acids. Gene Ontology annotation, biological process: signal transduction; positive regulation of protein phosphorylation. Gene Ontology annotation, cellular component: cytoplasm; nucleus. Lineage: Eukaryota; Metazoa; Chordata; Aves; Passeriformes; Paridae. The transcript has 4 exons.